Molecule: messenger RNA, 342 nt
Organism: Ostertagia ostertagi
Lineage: Eukaryota; Metazoa; Nematoda; Chromadorea; Rhabditida; Trichostrongylidae
Source: the annotation of a GenBank genome assembly
AUGGGAGGCGGACAAGGAGGAUACGGUGGUAUGAAUGGUGGUUACGGAGGUGGAGACUAUGGAGGCGGAUAUGGAGGCGGUGGAGGAAUGAUGGGAGGAGGAUACGGCGGAAUGGGAGGUGAUGGUUAUGGUGGAUAUGGCGGUGGCGGUUUUGGUGGCGGAAUGGGAGGAAAUAUGGGCGGAUAUGGUGGCGGCUACGGAGGCUACGGAGGUGGCAUGGGCGGCGGUGGUAUGGGAGGAGACUAUGGCGGCGGCUACGGCGGAAGCCCCUAUGGCGGUGGCGGCUAUGGAGGAGAUAUGGGUGGUGGUGGAGGAUGCCCUGGAGGUGGAUGUCGAGGAUAA